Molecule: messenger RNA, 8282 nt
Organism: Pomacea canaliculata
Lineage: Eukaryota; Metazoa; Mollusca; Gastropoda; Architaenioglossa; Ampullariidae
Product: golgin subfamily A member 3-like
Exons: 20
Coding region: 353-5302 (1649 amino acids)
Source: RefSeq, a predicted model, not a curated record
CUCCGCGCUGAACGUGCUGCCACGUUCUCAUUCUUUCUCGCGUUCAAGAAACAACAAAUCGCCUUCAAAACUUUCCAACGCUUUUAGGACAAACUGUUCUCAAUCCCUGUACGGGCCGCUUAGUUUUGUUACAGUCAAGCGUGAUUCAAAAACUUUAAUCCACUUUUUAAAAAAAGUCUGUUUGAAAUAUGAAACCUCUGAAUGUCACCAGAGAUUUGACGCUUGCCGGUUGUUUUUGUUGUAUGCCGACUGUUCGAGCUCGUCUGUUUGGACCAUCAUCUUGAAGUAUUGAACCAGGCUGCAUCAAGCCGUUGGCAUGACUACACAAGUAUGAUGGCGAGGGUGCUGGGUGAUGUCCAUGGAGCCCUUUGAUCUGAAAUUGCACCAGGUGACCUUUGAUGAAAAAGAGGAGAUUGUGUAUCAAAGCAAAGGCCUUGAUCAGCAGCAGUUAGAUUCCUUCAGUACUCUGGUUCAUUAUGAUGCCUACUUUAAGGAUGGAUCUGCUUCAGCUCAUUUACCUUUAGAAUAUAGCAACAGACAUACAUUUUCCUUCGCAGACUCAGAGGCCAAAAAACCACCUUCAUGCAGCCUUGGUAGCAGGGAAUCAAACUCCAUCUACACCAACCAGAAGCAAAACUCAUCACAGCUACCACAUCGACAGUUGCCGUGGGAAACUAACUAUGUUUUGGAAACACCAACAGAAGAACAGUUUUUAGUAAAUCCAGAUGACUAUUUUCAUUCCACUCCCUUGAUCAGUAAAGUCUCACCAGAGUCAGCAGCAGCUAGUCUUCAGACUUUGUCACAGGUGUCCGUAAACACAGCAGCAGUAGCCCGUCAUCUCAGAAGGGCCAGUGGCAAAACUAAGCGAGUAGCUCGGACAAUUCUGACUUCCACUUCUCUUGCAACGCCAAGAACAAUGGCUUCAGAGACAAGCAGCCCCUCUACAUCUAGUCCCCAUCUACUCUCAGGAUCUAGCCAAGAGAAUGAAUUAGAAUUGGAAACAGAUAAUAGUUUUGAAACUGUAGCAGAAGCUUUGAGGCUGCAGUGGUCUGUCAUAGGUAACAGCAAUGUCACACCAGCUUCUCCCGAGGAGGUAGCAAAGAUUGUGGCUGAGGCUGAAAAACGUCUGAAGGAGAAAGACAGCGGGAUGAACCAAGUGCCUUCUGAUCUGGCCACUGCAUCACCUAGUUCAACUCAACAUGAUUUAUCUGGAACUCAUCCUGAAAAUUUGACACCCCAACCAACCAAAAUAUCUUUUCCCAUUGAUGACACUUCACUUACAGGUUCUGAUGAACAGAUUAAAAUGACUUCAGAUCUAACAAGUUCUGUUGAACAGCAGGGUGACAUUUCUGCUCAAGCUGCAACAGAGAAAACAUGGUUUUUAACAAAAGAUGGAAGUUAUAAUUUGCAUACGAAUGAAGAUGCAUACCAUUCUAGAAAAAAGCUGGAAUUAGAGAAUCCAGAUCCUCUAAUUAGACCAUCUAAUGAUCAAGAACAAACAGUUCCUAAAAAUCCUAAGGAGCUUGAACCAGUAUUAGCAGAAGGCAAAAGCUCAAGGACAGAUGAAACUUAUUUAGUACAGUCUGGAAGUACUCCAUUGCAUGGCGUGUUGUCUCACUUAGAAGGUUCAGAACUUUUAAGGAAUUCCCCUGUGCAGCACAAUUUUCAGCAACAGACAACCUCCGUUGUUUCCCACAUGCAGCAAGAAAAUGCCACAACUCCACCUAUACAGUUAUCUUCCUCUUCCCCUUAUUCUCAAACCAGUUCAUCACUUGAUUUAACAGCACCAGAAACCAGCCACUUAUCCAGACAGGCAUCUGUCACCCAUCUUCAGUUUCCUCCCCUGCGCACAGUCCAUGUCAGUCCUGCUCCUCAGAUUGGACCUUUGUUUCCAAAACGAAGCAGUGGCACCAGCCAGGAAAUUCAUGAAUUUCACUCAGGUAGUGUUGACAGUGUUGGACAGCAGCAGGGUAGCCAGCACAGACAAGAUUUAACAGAAUUAAUGCGAGAGAAAGUGAGGUUGCAAGGAGAGCUGGAGGUGCUAAAACAAGAAGCACAAGAUACUCUACAGGAACGAGCAGAGCUGCAGGCUCAGCUUGCAUCCCUGCAGCUGAAGCUCAAAUCAGGCCACAUGGCAACUGAUUAUGCCGAAAAGGCAAGUUUGAGAGCUGAACUGGAGCGUCUUCGGAGUACAAGAAUGGAUCAUGAAAGAGAAGCACUGGAAGUCCAGCGACUGCUGGAGGAAAAAAUGGAGGAGCUGAAAUCUGUAUCAGAAGAUCUGUAUCAGUCACAGGAUACAGUAGACAAGCUUCAGGUACGAAUGAAGGAGUUAAGAGAUGACCUUCAAGCCAAAGAAGUUACAGUUCAAGCCUUGAAGAGCAAAAUAGCAGAGUUGUAUGUAGAAGUGCAGACAACCUUACAGAACAAGAUGGAAGCAGAUUCAGAGGCAAGAACUGCAAGGAAUGAUCUAGUGGUGUUAGUGAAGGCAAAGGAAUGGUACCAGGAGCAGCUGAGUGUGGCUCAUGAAGUGCGAGCAAAAUUACAACAGCAGCUGACACAUCUCCAAGCACAGACCAUGUCUCAGGGUUCUAUUGUUGAACGACUGAAGUUAGAGAGCACACGGCUGCGACAACAGCUGAGAGAGAGCCAGGAGAGGGCUUUACGCGAAAAGGAACAGCUAGCUCGUCACUUAGAGACUAUUCAGAAUGAUAUGAUGGAACGCGAAGCAGCAUUUCAAGAGAUACAGCGAGAGAGGUUAAUGAUUGAAGAUACCUUUAAUACACAGGUUACAACAGUGGAGGAAGAAAAGUCACGCAUAAGCAGCCUUCUACAGUUGACCUCUGAUCUGGAAGCACAGUUGGAGCAGGCUCAGGCUAGCAGCAAGAAGAAACAGAUGCAAGUAUUCAGCCUGGAGAAUGAGCAGAUGGAGCUGAUGAAGAAGCUUACACUAUCCCAGGAUGCACUUGUGGAAAAAGAUCAGAUCCUGGAGGAGUUGAGUCAGAAACUGAUAGAAGUGGAAUCCCAGCUUUCUGCUUUUAUGAAAACUUUGGCAGCAAAAGAUGCAGAGCUCCAUAAACUGCGAGAGGAAAAGGCAUCUACAGAGAUAGCACUUAAUUCAGCUCUGCAGGAGAAAGCAUCUGUUGACCAUGCACUUGAAACUCUGAAAGGAGACAUGGGUAAAGUUGAGAAAAGCUUCAAGCAAAUGCGUCAAGAACUGGGCAUUCGCCAAGUAGAGCUACAGAAAGCUCAGGCGGCACAAAAAGCAGCUCGGGAUGAACUUGACCGGGUGCAGCAUGACUUGGACAUCAAAAACCGCAGUGUUGAAGCCCUCACACUAGAUCAUCACCAAAAACUUUCUCUGAUUCAGCAACUCCAGGCAUUCAAAACUGCAGCAGAGGAGGAAUUGGCUGGCUUAAAGAAGAAUCUAGAAUUGACAAGAGCAUCCUCUGCAACAGGAUUCUCAGCACAAGAGGCCAUGCAAACUGAACUACAGGAGACAAAAGCUCGUCUUUUUGAAGCCGAGGCUAGACUCAAAACAGUUUCAAUACAGUUGCAGCAGACUUCAGGAGCUGUUGACUAUACUUCCAUAACUGUACCUAAUGAAAGGCUGCAGAGUGUAGUGACUGAGAAUGAGGAAUUACACAAACAACUGUCUGUGGUGCAGCAAGAACUCAAGGACAGUCUUGAGAAACACCAGCAGGAAAGAGAGACACUGCGCCAAGAAGCCUUGAUCCUCAAGUCACGAAUGAUGGAUAGUAAAACGCAGCUUCAGCAGACUGUGCAGAUGUACUUGGAUCAGCUGCAGCAGCUGUCUGAACAGAAGGAGAGGCUGCAGACGGAAUUGGAGUUGACCCAGCGCAAAUUUGAGCUGUGCUCUGUUCAGCAGCAGGGAGAAGUACGAGCUGAGUUGCAGAGUCUAAUGUCAGAACUGGAGUCAGCACGUCUUCAGAAACAGGGCCUAGAACACCAGCUUGCAGCCCUGGUGACCCAGAAGGACACACAGAUAGCUGCCCUGCAACAGCAGCUGGCUGACACCCAGCAAGCCAAUGAGGUUUUUGCUCAAGAGCAAGAAAAACACUUAGAAAACACAGCCCUCAUUCAGCAGCUGACCUUUGAGCUUGAGAAGGAAAGAGGCCGGAUAGCGGGUCUACAGCAGAGCAAUGCAACUCUCAAACUUCACAUGAAGCAGCUUGAGGAAGCCCUGGCAGGCCGCGAGUCUUCACUGGUGGAAUUGAACUCUCAUUUGACCAUCACGACUCAAGAACAAGAGCGGUUGCAGCAGGAGUACUUGCAGCGAAUUCAGGAGCUUGAGUUGGUGCUGCAGAAAGAGAAGGAUGCAGGACGAGAACUUCGCAAACAGAUUGGCAGCAAGAUAACAGAAAACAAGCGGCUUCUGAAACUACAGGAGCAGAAUAAGAAGGAGCAAGGAGACCUACUAGAAGAGGCAGAGAGGCGUCAUGCUGAAUUGCUACAGCUUCAGUCAGACCUGGAUGCAGCUCGGCAAGCUGUUAGCCAUCACCAAGGGGAGAUGCAAACAGUCCAAACAGAGAGACGAGCCAUUGAGGUGGAGCUGGAGAGAAUCAAGCGAGAGCUGGCAGACAGCAAAGACCGUACACCAGUUCUGAAGAAGCAGAUUGAGAGUCUUGAGUGGCAGUUGUCUCAGAGGAUCCAGGAAAUGAAGGCUGCACGAGAACAGCUAGUGUUGGCAGAGGAGAGACAAGCAGCAGAUGCAGAGAGCAUGCAUCGAGCCCUGCAGGAUAAGCAAGAAGAAUUAGAAAGUCUGCAAGCAGAAAUGGCUGCAGCCCGUCAAGAAAAGGUUACCCAGAAAUCACGUGUAUCUGAACUCCGCAGCAUGCUCAAAGCAUCUGUUCAGCACCAUAAGCUGACCAAAAAACUGAACAGCAAGAAGAAACGUGACAAAAAUGCAGAGGGAGACACAGAUGAGAAGGGGACUCAAGCUGAUCUUGACAAUGGCAUUAUCAUUCCUCCACUACCUUUUGAUAUGGAAGUGGUAGAAAAGCUAUUGCAGGACACUGCAGUUAAGCCUCUAGACAGCAGACCUCUGGACAGCCUGUCUUCAUGUCUGAGCUCACUGCGUGCGGAGAUCACUGGCUUGCAGAAGCAGAUGGACUUCCAUACCACCACUAUACACAGCUCUGCACAGUCAUGGAGGAAUGUGGAGUCAGAGGUGAAAGGUCUGCAGGAAGUCGUUCGCUCAAUAGCUAACACAAUCAUGGAUGUAAACUACACCAGCACCUUCACAACUUCUUCAGCAACUGACACGGAGCAGGUGGCUGAAUAAGACAUUGUGUUUGUGUGUGCUCUGUAAAAGUUCUGGAUGAUGAUGAUUUCGUAUGUGAGGUUGUGCUUGGUUGUCAAAAAUGACCACUUGUGUAUGUGUGUUGGUGCAGCAGAUUGGGGGGAGGUUGCAUCCACCCAUUUUAAGUUCUGUGAUAACAAGUCAUCAGAAUUCUAAUUCUGUGAUUCUGGUUGUAACUAAGACUUUUUUUUCAAAACUUCCCUUCCCCUCUAAGUUGUGUCAGGGGGGGCCAAAUGAUUUGUUGGUAGACAACUCAUCUGUGAAAACGACGUUCUCAUCAGAAAUUUGAUAUCUGAAUUAUGAAAUUGUUAUCGUGUUCACUGAUGUCCUAGUUAAUUUAGUUGAAUUAUAAAUUUGUGAAGUGGGUUUCCUCUACUGUUAUGGAUCAUUAGUAAACAAUAAAACUUUUGUGUGUGUAGAUUGAAGUAUUCUUUAGUUUUUUCCUGUAAUGUUCAUUUCUCAGCCUGCUCAUAUAUACUAAUAUGAAAUAUGUUACAUGACAUCACUGUUAUGUUCUUAAAUCAUUGAACUUGUCUGGCCUGCUUAUUUCUCGAAGACAAUGGACAUUUGAGUAGGUAAUUCAGAGUGAUUUUUUUUCCUCUUAUACACUGGUAGAACCUGUAACCGAUCUGAAAAACGUAGAAACACUAAUAAUUAUCAAAGCUGGUCAAAUAAAACAGGAAUUACAAAUUUCAAAAAGUUUAAUUUUAAAGCAUGUAUCAAGGUUAUAUAUAUAUAAAAAAUGCUAUUUGAAAAUUUGCUGUCACAUUCAACCAUGCUUUUCCAUCAUUAUUGACUUGACUUUUUGAACUUUUCAUCAACCAGAUAUUGCUGAUUAUCUGUGAAAGAAAAUUUCUUUCAGAGGGCUCAUUUUUAUAUUGCAGCACAUUACUCUCUGUGUGUAUGUGUUUGUAUAUGUGUGAAAAAGAGAGAGCUUUUUCAGACGUGGUUGUGUAUCCUAUCUCUGUCAGUAUAUAUGGAUGGAGUAUUUUCUUAGUAGAAGGAUUGGAAUUCCCUAAGUGUAUAUGGAGCCUAGUGAAAAUGACUGCUUUACUUCAUGGUGAUCUGUUUCACCACUCAGGGAUUUGAUUUGUGGCCAGUGUCACAUACAAUUCAAAUGUUUUCCAGUGAAUAUUUAGACAGGCUUGAAUCUGAAUCAUCUCAAUUAUUUGAAAGUCUUUCUGAAGUAGUUUGAACAAUAAAACUGCUGUUUGUAUGUAACCUUUAGGGAGAACACUAUGCAAUAACCAAUGUAUCAUUAAGGUGACUUGUGCUUUUUUUUUUUAGCAAAAUUAAGGGAUUUAAGUAUAGUGUUUUUAACAAGCACUCUCACUGUAAACAUUGUAUCAUUAUACACAUAACUGAUGUCUGAUCUAUCUCCUGUUGUGUGAGGUAGGCCAGUUAAGUAAGUCAAAAGGUCUAGUAUUAAGCACAUUCAUUGUUUGUUUGGGAUAGCAUGCAUAUUUUGAGUGCUGUGACUACACUCAUGAUAAAAGAAGGACCAUAUUUGUACAGUCCUGGGACAACAAACAUUGUGGAAGAAUAAACAACAUUGACCACUUUCUAAACUGACAACAGAGGCUUACAGUUUUUCUGUUCAGGCUAGGUUGUAGAUUGAUCCAAUUAGAUUGAUCCAAUCCAAUAAUUAUAUUGCUGAAAUAUUGCUAAAAGCAUUGUUUAAUCAGACCUCUUAAAAACUGUGGAAUCUGACUUCCUACGCAUGCUGUAAAUCUAGCUCAAUAAUCUGGACAUUCAGAAUUUCUUUUAUUUCUUUUUGGUGAAAUGCAAUUGCUUUCAUGAAUAUGUAUGAAACAUUUUUUUCUACUGUUGUCAUUAUUAAAAGACUGUAUAUGUCUUGUUGUAUGUUUAUUAAAAUGUCUUCAUGAUUGAUGCUUUUAUGACAGAAGAAAUCUUUUUAUGCGAAGGUUCUUUGAAGAAAAGCCUUUUGGUGGAUUCAUUAUCGUAUGCAAUAAGUUAUAACAAUGAGUCUAAAAUCAUUGUGGUAUGAGUUCAAACAUUUUUCUAGUCUUGCUUUUUAUGACAUACAGUAACAAAGUGUAAUCUUCCCUCAGCUUGACAAUCAGCCGCACCAUGAUUGUGGAUGAGGCUUAAGCUAUUAUUUUUUAAGGCUGUCUGUGUGUGAUACAGUAAGAACCUGUUCAAACCCUGAUCUUCAUGUACAAUCACCUUGAUUUGUUGGUCAGAGUUACGCUUAUAAAAACAUCUUUGCUGAUGCAUCAGUUUUUUGCAGAUGUCGUAAAGUCGCUUAAAGGUAAAAGGCCCAGUAGCCUACGGCUAUUGAGGUGUGAGUGGUUCAUGACAUCUAGGGUGUAGGACAUUGGAUGUGGGAGCCCAGCACUCUCCAUGUGUUCACAUUAUGGUGGACAGAUGAGCCUCUAACCAUCGACUUUCACCUCCAAAGUCAAGCAUACGUACUAACCUUUGCUUUUCUUCUCAGCCUUACUUCACUGAAUUAUGGAAGAAAAGAAGGGUUUUGAAGCAAAUCACUCUUCUUGUCUUCCAGUAAGGUAUAUAAGUGUAUCAAGAAUGACGCUUAUCUGAAAGAAUGUUAAUGUCUGCUUAUAUUACCACAAAAUUAUUUGACAACUGUGCCAUUCAUGUUGGUAGACCCUGCAGCUUAGUUUAGGUGUUCUGCUUCAUUAAAUGUUGCAUGAAUAUAAGUGUUUUGGAUUAAUGUUUACACUUUGUCAUCUGAUGACAUCACAAUGUUGGUAUUUCAUUUCAAACAUGUUUGAUUUGUCAGUGAGACAUAACUUCCAGAACACCUUUUAAUUUUCUUCUUAGGUGUUAUUUAACUGUUUGUGUUAUAACUUGUGUUCAACUUGGCCAAUUAACAGUGGUUAUGAAUAUAAAGUAUUGAACCACAAAGUUUGUAAUAGGUGGUUCCUGUUUAAAUUUGCGAUUUACUGGAGGGCAGAAUAAAAUUGGUGUUUUCUUACUA